Molecule: messenger RNA, 798 nt
Organism: Aricia agestis (brown argus)
Lineage: Eukaryota; Metazoa; Arthropoda; Insecta; Lepidoptera; Lycaenidae
Product: protein phosphatase 1 regulatory subunit 14B
Exons: 6
Coding region: 59-634 (191 amino acids)
Biological process (GO): regulation of phosphorylation
Cellular component (GO): cytoplasm
Molecular function (GO): protein serine/threonine phosphatase inhibitor activity
Source: RefSeq, a predicted model, not a curated record
UUCGGCUCGCGCGGGCUUCCGUACGCACGUGCAUGGAUAUUCGAUAAAGUUCUGUUUAAUGAUCAGUGUAUACUGUAUAAACAGUGACAAAGGUGCUUAUAAACGAGUUUUAACGUUGCGGAACCUGAGUGAUUCGCUGCAGACUCCGCGCAGGGCAUUGACCGCCAACACGAUCUCGAGCCGAAGCGGCGGCGGCGGCAUGGAGUGCGGCGUGGCGGCGCGCGCCCCCCCGCGGCCCGCGCACCCCGCGCUCUCGCCCACCGAGCGCUCGCCCGCUAAGGCCGGCCUGCACGUUAACUUCAGCGAUAAGGGAGAAAAGGUGAAGGAAAGGCGGGAGAAGUUCCUGACGGCGAAAUAUGGCAGCCACCAGAUGGCGCUGAUCCGCAAGCGGCUGGCCGUCGAGAUGUGGCUCUACGACGAACUACAGAAAUUAUACGAUGCCUCGAACGAAGGCGGAGGCGGCGCGGCGGCGGCGACGCAGGAGGUGGAGGUGGACAUCGACGAGCUGCUGGACAUGGACAGCGACGACCUACGCCGGCGACAUCUCGCGACGCUACUAGUUGAUGCCAAGAAGCCACAAAAAGAUGUACAUAAAUUCAUCAACGAGCUUUUGGAAAAGGCUAAAACAUUGUAAAGUUUUCGGGAGCAAUCUCAAGACUCGCCGCGCCGCGUUUUCGCGGCCGCGGCCGGCUGUAUAUACUGCGAGUGCCUCGACUGAAGCACAUUAGCUAUAUAAGAAUAGGAUAAUUCAUAAACAGAUUGACUGGUGAGACAUGUUCAAUACUCGAGGACGUGAUA